AUGAAGAGAAAACAAGGCGCUAAGGGUUUAAUGGCCAUCAAAAUUGAUUUCAAAAAAGCAUAUGAUAGGCUUCGGUGGGCUUUCAUUCGAGAUACUCUUAUGCAAAUAAAUUUGUCGUUGUUGCUCGUCAGUACUAUUAUGGAGUGUGUUACUUCGACUUCACUCAAAGUCCUAUGGAACGGGGAAUCAUCGGAAAGUUUUCUACCUUCUAGGGGAAUCCGACAAGGAGACCAAUUAUCCCCAUACCUUUUUGUCAUAUGCAUGGAACGUCUAUAUCAGACGAUAGAGGAAGCUAUUAUUCUUAAACGUUGGAGACCUAUUCGUGCGUGUCGAGAUGGUCCGGUUCUUUCAAACCUCUUUUUCACAAAUGACAUUAUCCUCUUUGCAGAGGCCUCGAUGGACCAGGCAAUAGUAAUUCAAGAGUACCUCGAGAGAUUCUGUAUGGCUUCAGGUCAAAAAGUGAGCUUACCAAAGUCAAGGGUCUUCUUCUCUAACAAUGUUUGUGAAGACAAUCGAAAUGCUAUCUAUACGACGCUGGGUAUGGAUUCUACUAUGAAUUUGGGUCUACACCUUGGUAUGCCCACACUGUCAAGUCGUAUAACUAAAGAAAAGUUCAGCCAUCUAUGUGAAAAGAUCGAUCGUCGGCUUGUAGGAUGGAAAACUAAGUACCUAUCCCUUACGGGACGUAUCACCUUGGCCAAGUCGACUAUCUCAUCAAUGGCUUUUUAUUCUAUGCAAACGGAAAAGCUACCUUUGGCUAUUUGCGACGAAAUAGACAAGCGAACAAGAUGGUUCAUAUGGGGAGGUUCUGAGACCAAACGAGCUACCCACUUGUUGGCAUGGGAAGUUCUACAGAACCCUAGGGAGUUUGGAGGCAUUAGGAUUCGCUCGGCCAGCCAAGCGAAUGCUGCAUUUCUAACCAAAUUGGGUUGGAGAGUUCUAACGGAGACAAAUUCUCUGUGUUCUAGAGUGUUACGUGCUAAAUAUUGCAAUGGUCGUUGCGACGUGGACAUGUUCAAUGCUAAGCCAGGGAUGUCGAAUGUAUAG
Molecule: messenger RNA, 1047 nt
Organism: Spinacia oleracea (spinach)
Lineage: Eukaryota; Viridiplantae; Streptophyta; Magnoliopsida; Caryophyllales; Amaranthaceae
Exons: 1
Coding region: 1-1047 (348 amino acids)
Source: RefSeq, a predicted model, not a curated record